Cricetulus griseus (Chinese hamster) is the source of this 507-nucleotide messenger RNA. The record is from RefSeq and is a predicted model, not a curated record. NCBI's taxonomy places the organism in Eukaryota, Metazoa, Chordata, Mammalia, Rodentia, Cricetidae.
AUGUUCUGGAAGCUCUCGCUGACCUUGCUCCUGGUGGCUGUGCUGGUAAAGGUAGCUGAAACCCGGAAGAACCGGCCUGCCGGCGCCAUCCCGUCACCGUACAAGGAUGGCAGCAGCAACAACUCAGAGAGAUGGCAUCAUCAGAUCAAGGAGGUGCUGGCCUCCAGCCAGGAGGCCCUCGUGGUCACCGAGCGCAAGUACCUCAAGAGUGACUGGUGCAAGACGCAGCCGCUGCGGCAGACCGUGAGCGAGGAGGGCUGUCGCAGUCGCACCAUCCUCAACCGCUUCUGUUAUGGUCAGUGCAACUCCUUCUACAUCCCGCGGCACGUGAAGAAAGAGGAGGACUCCUUCCAAUCCUGCGCCUUCUGCAAACCCCAGCGUGUCACCUCAGUCAUCGUGGAGCUCGAAUGCCCUGGGCUCGACCCUCCUUUCCGAAUCAAGAAAAUCCAGAAGGUGAAGCAUUGCCGGUGCAUGUCUGUGAACCUGAGUGACUCUGACAAGCAGUGA